AUGUCGUCCGAUCGCCCUGCCAGUCGUCCGCUCAAGCCCACACUCGCUUCGAAUCGCGGCGCGCGCACGCCGUUAACCCCCAGGGUGGCUGGUAGCACAACUACAGCGCCCUCCUCGAAGCCCACCGCGCCUCGAGCACCCAAUGGAGGCCCGGUCGUGUCACCUCGAGCCAGGCCGCAACAGGACACCCCCGCGAAAGCUGCAGUCGGAUAUGCCAGCCUCAACAUCACACCGCGUUCUUCAGCGCGGAAGUCCAGAGGGGAGAGCAGUUCCAAUUCUCCAGCUCAGGAUGAGUCCCCUAGCGAGUUCCGACCAAAGACCGUCAACCUGUCGCCUGCGGAUGCGCUGUAUGGACGUGGGAAUGGAGGGAGUGGAUUGGGUGUGGGAGUCAGUGGGAUGGCACAGAAUAGGGUACCGGCGGCCAGACCAAAGAGCUUGCUAGGAAACAAUAAACCGAGAACAGAUAGCUCAUCGACAUCGGUGCGGUCACCAGGACACGCAGACCUCGCAAGCUCUCCGCCUGCCCAGGAUAGCAUCGAGAGUCGAUUCUUCCACGCCAGCGAUGCGCACCGGCAAGAAGUUCCGGCUCGGAAGCCAGAGCUCAAACGAGCCCCGACUUUCGUAUACGCCGAUGGCAAAGAAGACAAGUCUCGCCUCAAGGGCGAACCAUCGUCACCCACGACUGCUGCUUUUCCCACCGAGAAACGACCCACUGUCGCUUGGAUCAAGCCCGAAUCGCAACUGCACAAUGCAAGAUCUCCAACGGUGUCCUCGCCUGCUUUGAGUGCAGCAGCGAGCGUCAGUUCAUUCUUCCCAACCAUGGCUCCACAGCCACGAGAGAUGCGAUCGCCUUCGCCGAGCAAAGAGAACAUACAUUUAUCUUAUCGCAAAGGUGCGUCUCAGGUCAUUGGCACACGUCCAUCUCCUGGACAGAUGCCUUCGUUUACAGAAGAGUCCCCUCCUCGCACAGAAGAGAUGCGGCGACCGAGUCUUGCAGAGGUCAGGCAUCGUACGUCGACUAGCAUGUCUUCGAUCGAUACGGGAGACUCGCCUCCAUGGCAUAAGCGCUCAAAUAUGGCACUUGUAAACACACUUCCGCUGGCUUCGCCAUCGACACAGGAUGCAGUGCAGUUCAGUCUUUCACCACGAAUCGGAAGUCCACCGGAAGGUCGUCCCUCUAUUGACACUUCGCUAUCGUCGAUAGGGGAUACCAGCGGUCCUCUCAGUCCAACCAAGCAAAUUUCCGAGCUUGCGGCAGACGCACGGCGCGAGAGGAAGGUCCUGGAUCUGGAGAUUUCCAACAGCUCCUUGUUGGCGAUCAAUGCCAGCUUGGAACGUGAAGUACGAAGGCAAAAGACCGAGUUGAAACGGUUCCGCCGAUUAUCUCGUGCGGGUCGAUUUUCACUGGCUGCGAGUCAGAAGAGCGCGAGAUCUUCCACUGGAGGCUUGAGUACGCUCGGAGAAGAAGAAGAUGAGGGCGAUGAAGAUGUUGAGGAGGAUCUAUUCAGCCUCGAGGAUGAGAGCGACUCCGAGGACGACGCAAGUCUUGGCAGCGGCUCUGCCGAUGCGAGACAACAAGACCGCCUUGCUAAAGAUGAGCAACGUUUACGAGUCGAUCUGGAACGUCACAAAGAACUCCUGGUGCAGAGUCAGAGCAUGAAUCAGAGCAUCAAGCGAUGCAUGUAUGCUACAGAAGACAUGAUCAGAGAAGGUAAUCGAGCUCUGGUAUAUCAUGUGCGUGUGUCUGAUAUCAAGCUCGGAGGAAGGAUUUUGACGGACCACGACGAAGAUGAUGAAAUAGAAGUGGAUGUCGAGGACAACUUGACCGACGCAGACGAUGAAAUGGCCAGCGCGAAAGGACUUCUAGACGUCUGGAAGGGUUUAGGGAGACCGAAGGCUGCCUUUGAAGGAAGCGAGAAUGGCUCUGGCGACCGCGACUCUGGCAUAGAAGUUUCAGAGAAACUCUUGAACAACGCAAGUCGUACGGAAGACUCUAGCCGACCACCUGAGAGCAACAUGUCGCGACUGCCUCUGACCAGCCGCUUGACCCGCGAACCAACAUCACUGGACCGACGCCAGCAUGUUCCUUAG
This is a messenger RNA of Zymoseptoria tritici IPO323, 2091 nucleotides long. RefSeq lists its product as uncharacterized. The transcript has a single exon. The record is from RefSeq and is a predicted model, not a curated record. NCBI's taxonomy places the organism in Eukaryota, Fungi, Ascomycota, Dothideomycetes, Mycosphaerellales, Mycosphaerellaceae. Bases 1 to 2091 code for a protein of 696 amino acids.